AUGAAUGAUAUUGAUUGUAAUGGAGGUGGACUCUUCUUUGUGUAUGGUUACGGAGGAACAGGCAAGACAUUCGUGUGGAGGACGUUAUCCUCAAUGAUAAGGAGCCGUGGAGAUAUUGUUCUAAAUGUUGCUUCAAGUGGAAUAGCAUCUUUAUUAUUACCGGGAGGAAGGACAGCGCAUUCUAGAUUUGCUAUACCACUUUCAUUGAAUGAAGAUUCCACGUGCAAUAUAUCGCAAGGUAGUGACCUUGUUGAGCUUAUAAUUAGGAGCAAAUUGAUAAUAUGGGAUGAAGCACCAAUGACUCACAAACACUGUUUUGAGGCUUUGGACAAAACCAUGAGGGAUCUAUUGAGGUUUGCCAUACCGGGUAGUGCUCAAAAGACAUUUGGUGGAAAGACAGUAGUUUUGGGCGGUGAUUUUAGACAAAUUCUUCCAGUUAUCCCCAAAGCAGCGAGACCGAUAGUUGUUGGAGCAACUAUUAAUUCUUCAUACCUUUGGACAAAUUGUAAGGUAUUGAGGCUCACCAAGAACUUAAGACUACGGACCUUAGCUUCAGAGGAAGAUAAGCAGACGGUUGAUUGGUUUUCAAAAUGGAUUGCAAACAUAGGAGAUGGGAUAACAGGAGUUGUAAACAAUGGGUUGUCUGAGAUCGAUAUUCCACCAAGGUUUCUCUUAAACUGUGGCCAUGAUCCGAUAGCAACUAUAGUGGAAAACACAUUCCCAAGCGCGAGAUAUGGCAUGAUUGAUGAGUUGGACCUAGAAGGUCGAGCGAUCCUUUCACCGACUUUAGACAAUCAGACGGCGAAAAUCUAUCACAAGUACACACUCCUGAAUUUUUAA
Molecule: messenger RNA, 840 nt
Organism: Ipomoea triloba (trilobed morning glory)
Lineage: Eukaryota; Viridiplantae; Streptophyta; Magnoliopsida; Solanales; Convolvulaceae
Product: ATP-dependent DNA helicase pif1-like
Exons: 2
Coding region: 1-840 (279 amino acids)
Biological process (GO): telomere maintenance; DNA repair
Molecular function (GO): DNA helicase activity
Source: RefSeq, a predicted model, not a curated record